Molecule: messenger RNA, 3228 nt
Organism: Oncorhynchus mykiss (rainbow trout)
Lineage: Eukaryota; Metazoa; Chordata; Actinopteri; Salmoniformes; Salmonidae
Source: RefSeq, a predicted model, not a curated record
AUGGCCUUGAGAACAGCAGGAAGUGUGUUGGUGGUCUUUCUCUGGUCUGUAGCAGUGGUACUGGGUCAGAAUGUCUGGAGUGUUACAUACACCACUCAGAGUAUCUGUACCUUGAAGGGGUCAACAGUGGAGCUGUCCUGCUCUUACACAUAUCCCAGUGGUUAUAUCGUCACAACAACCUUCUGGUUCACAAAAAAUGAUGCUGAGGGGAAUCCUGUGAGUCUGAGUGAUGACCCAGACUACAAAGGUCGUGUGAUGUACCAUAGAGAAAAGAAGAAUGACCAAAUCCUGACAAUCACAAACCUGAAAGAGAGUGACUCAGCUAUGUACAUGUUCAGAUUUAUAACAUAUCAGGCUGGAGGGAAAUAUACUGGCAGUCCUGGAGUCACUCUGUCUGUUACAGACCUGCAGGUGAAGGUGACUCCUACAUGGUGGGCAACGUCGAAUACACUGACCUGUAGCACCACCAGCUGUCCUCUGACUGGUAACCCCACCUACAUCUGGUACAAGAACGGACAGAUCGUAACUGACAACACUUCCCCUUACUCAGUCCUCCCUAAUGAUGUAGACAGCUACUCCUGUGCUGUAAAAGGCCAAGACUAUCUUCACUCUCCGGCAGUGGGUGUUCAGUGUCAGAGCUGCAACAGAGUGACUUACACCAAGAGGACAAUCUGUGUCUUGAAGGGGUCAACAGUGGACAUAUCCUGUACUUAUGUUGGUUAUUAUUACACCACAUCAUCAUUCUGGUUUAGAAGUGAUAAGUCGACCCCUGAAGACCUAACCACAGAACCAGGGUAUGCAGGUCGUGUGGAGUACACUGGAACAUACAGAGGUCCCUUCACCCUGAGAAUCACAGAUCUGAGAGAGGAGGACUCAGCUGAGUAUCGCUUCACUUUUAAAACAGACAACUUUAAAUGGGGUCAUAGUUUCCCAGGAACAACUCUGACUGUCACAGACCUGCAGGUGAAGGUGACUCCUGGCACAGUGACAGAAGGAUCAUGGGUUAUACUGACAUGUAGCACCACCUGUACUCUGACUGACAACCCCAUCCCCACCUACAUCUGGUACAAGAAUGGAGAAUACCUAUUUUCUGACUCCUCUCCCCAGUAUCAAUACUCAGUCAGUAGAGGAGGUUCUGACAGCUACUCCUGUGCCUUAAUAAGAGGCCAUGACAAACUCAGCUCUUCCAAAGUCACAGUGGGAACAUCUUCUCUGAGCUGCUUAAGGGUGACCUACACCAGUAGAAGCAUCUGUUCCUUGAUACCAUCCGAGGACCUGCCUUGCACUACCAUAUAUUCCACAGACCUGCAGGUGAAGGUGACUCCUGACACAAAGGCAGGGAAGAAGACACUGACCUGUAGCACCACCUGUACUCUGACUGACAACCCCACCUACAUAUGGUACAGGAAUGGACAGUCUCUUCCUCGGUCCACUUCCCAACAACUCGCUAUCUGGAGUUCUGAAACAGAGAGUUACUCCUGUGCUGUUAAAGGCCAUGAGGAUCUCCGCUCUCCUGCAGUGUGUGUUCAGGGUCAAAACCGCUGGAGUGUGACUUACACCAAGAGGAGAAUCUGUGUCUUGAAGGGCUCCACAGUGAACAUAUCCUCCUCUUACACUCAUCCCACUUGUUAUAUAGAACAAGGUUCAUUCUGGUUUACACAGAAACACCCUGUAGAUCUCAGGUCAUAUCCAGAGUAUGCAGGUCGUGUGGAGUACAAUAGGAACACAGAGAACCACCACACCAUGACAAUAACACACCUGACAGAGAAUGACUCGGCUGAAUACAAAUUCAGAUUAAUAACAACAUACGAGGGGAGAUUUUCUGGCCUUCCUGGUGUGAUGUUGACUGUCACAGAUAUCCUGUUGGAGAUGGAUCCUAUGUCUGUGUCAGAGGGGGAGAGAGUCACACUGAGAUGUAGAACCCAAUGUACAAUCGGUCUCAACCCCACCUACAUCUGGUACAAGAACGGACAAAGUCUGACCAAACCAAUCACCAGUUAUAACAGCCUGAUCCUAGACCCAGUCAGCAGUGAGGAUGCAGGGAACUACUCCUGUGCUGUAGAAGGCUUAGAGAGAAUCCUCUCUCCAGAAGAGACUCUCACUGUCAGAUAUGGCCCAAAGAACACCUCAGUGUCAGUCAGUCCCUCUGGUGACAUAGUGGAGGGCAGUUCAGUGACUCUGACCUGCAGCAGUGAUGCCAACCCACCUGUGCAGAGUUACACCUGGUACAAGAAGAAUGGUGGUCACUAUCAGUUCUCCUAUGGGAUCACAGGACCACAUCUUGUCUUCAAUCAAAUCAAGUCCUCAGUCACUGGAGAGUACUGCUGUGAGGCCUGGAAUGGGAUUAAGACGGGGAGGUCUGAGUCAAUCAACAUUGAUGUGAAAUACGCUCCACAGAACAUCUCAGUGUCAGUCAGUCCCUCUGGUGAAAUAGUGGAGGGCAGUUCAGUGACUCUGACCUGCAGCAGUGAUGCCAACCCACCUGUGGACAAAUACACCUGGUACAAGAAGAACGUAACCUCACCAAAAGCAUCAGGACAGAGUUACAGCAUCACUAACAUCAUCUCUGAGGACAGAGGAGAAUACUACUGUGAGGCCCAGAAUAGAAAAGGAUCUAUGAACUCUACAGCUCUGAUGAUCAUUGUAGCAGGGAAACAAAUAUCAGUUGUGACUGCAGCUGUAGGAAUCAUUGUUGUUGUUCUGGUUCUCAUCCUCUGUCUCUCUGGACUCAUGUGGUUCAGGAAGAAGAACUCCACAUCCACCUCCAACACAAGAGACACAGCAGAUGAUGGACAGGGAGACUCUAGUCCAGUGUAUGACAACAUCUCAAACAUGGCCAUGACCCCUACUGCAGCACAGACAGAGUCCACAUACGACCAGGAUGAUGUUCACUAUGCCAGCGUCCACUUCUCUCACUCCAAAAAACAGGAAGUGCCUCUGUACUCCACCGUCCAAGUGCCUCAGCCCCAGAAACAGGAUGAGGAUGUCCACUACGCUGCUGUGAAAUUCAACCUCCCCUGUUCUGCCACCCAACCAGCAGCAGCACAAGCAGCUGAGGUGGAUGCCUCUGAGAUCUACAGUACAGUCAACAAACCCAGAACCAAGAAGACUUGAACAUAACAAACCCAGAACCAAGAAGACCUGAACACAAAGGCCCAGAACCACAAACCCAGAACCAGGAAGAACUGAACACAACAAACCCAGAACCAGGAAGACCUGAACACAACA